UUAAAAUCCUAACUCAUCAUGUUGUCGACGUUAAAGAAGCUCGGAAUUACUUAUAACUCGCUCAAUAACCGCAACACCUUUACGAGCGGAGACGUAAUUUCUGGUCACGUAACGUUGGAAGUGACCAAGGACUGUCAGAUCGACUCCUUUUACAUCAAGUUCAAGGGGAAAGCUGAAGUCAAAUGGACUGAGGGCCAGGGUCAGGCCUCUAAGGUGUACCACUCCAAAGACAAGUACUUCAGCGUGCGGCAGUACUUCAAGGACUCCAGCGUCGUGCCUCCAGGAAUCCAUGUGUACCUCUUCUCCUUUCAAUUCCCUCUCCAGGAUAUCCCCUCUUCCUUUAAAGGUGCAUACGGUAAAAUUAUAUACUUGCUGGAGGCUAUUUUGAGCAGAUCAAUGAGGAUGGACAGCAAGGAAUCAACUGUGAUCAACUUUGUGGGAAAAGGAGACCUGAACCCAGUCCCUGGGCUAAUGGAACCCCAACAUGAAUCUAUGGAUAAGAAAAUCAAAUAUUUCACCUCAGGAUCUGUCGCCAUGGAUGUAAAGCUUGAAAAGUCAGGCUUCUUCCCAGGGGAAGGACUGAAGGUUUUGGCGUACAUUAAGAAUGAUUCCUCUCGUGAGAUCAAGCCCAUACCAUUUGAAUAUAUAACGACAUUCUCCUUAUUAGAUGUUGUUUUAAAAAUAAACUCUGGCCCCACCCACCUCCAGGUCUACCUUGAUGUGAAGUAUAACUCAGACACAGGAAUCAAAUUCGACAUCGUCAUCUUCCCAGCCUAUCAGGUCCCCGCUAUGGCAACGGCACCAUCGGCUGCUUCUGACUUUGGAAAUGGGCCAUAUGGGAACUAUGGGAAUCCACACCCUCUUGUGUGGGGGUUUGGACCUCCACAACCACCAGCAGGGGAUCAGCCUGCUGUACCUCCUCCUCCCUAUGAGACAUAUGGAACGUACCCUUCUCUGAAUGAUUUUGCCAGUAAAUGUUAAAUACCUUUGCUGUUGCUUUUAAGGAUGAGAAAUAUAAAGCCAAAGGUAACACUUUAUGUAGACAUAAGGUUUAUUACAGACUAUUUGAUGUUCUUUAGCUUUAUCUUUAUUUAAAAUAUGCAACUGAAAUUUGUAUUGU
Girardinichthys multiradiatus is the source of this 1120-nucleotide messenger RNA. Its product is annotated as arrestin domain-containing protein 3-like. The transcript is spliced from 7 exons. Gene Ontology annotation, cellular component: cytoplasm; plasma membrane. The coding region runs from base 19 to 981 and encodes 320 amino acids. Gene Ontology annotation, biological process: protein transport. Lineage: Eukaryota; Metazoa; Chordata; Actinopteri; Cyprinodontiformes; Goodeidae. The record is from RefSeq and is a predicted model, not a curated record.